Messenger RNA from Sitodiplosis mosellana (orange wheat blossom midge), 1969 nucleotides. RefSeq names its product beta-catenin-like protein 1. Lineage: Eukaryota; Metazoa; Arthropoda; Insecta; Diptera; Cecidomyiidae. The coding region runs from base 165 to 1856 and encodes 563 amino acids. The transcript is spliced from 3 exons. Gene Ontology annotation, cellular component: spliceosomal complex. The record is from RefSeq and is a predicted model, not a curated record.
UGCAAGUGUCAAAGCAAACGUUCUCACACAAAACUUAACUCAGCAAACAAACCGAAUGCACACCUUUUCAACAAAAACAAACGUUUUCUCAGAAAGUUCGAGAUAAAAUUGGUUCUGGCUGAUUGUAUCCCAAUAAAAUCAAAAGCAAACAUUAUUCCGCAGAAAUGGAUAUUGGGGAAUUGCUUUCAUAUAAACCGGAGCAAACACCGAAACGACCGAAUGAAGACCAACAUUCGGAUGAUGAUGACGAUGAUGCGCCCGAAAAGAAUUCGAAUGGUCAAUCGCGCAAAAAACAAAGAACAUUCGAAGGCAGAUCGUCAUCUUUGGCGAAUAGUCGUGCUCAAGUCCAUAGUGAGCCGGAGCUCACCGAAGAAGAGCGUCUGAAUAUUUUGCGGUAUGUGGAAGAAGAAGAGGCAGCGGAUUACGAAACUCUCGACGAGAAUGGUUUACGGAAAAUGGUUUUACUGUUUGAGAAACGAAAUCUUCGAAACCAAGAAAUGCGAAUAAAAUUUCCGGAUAACCCGGAGAAAUUUAUGGAAAGUGAAAUUGAAUUGCAUGCCGUGAUUAAUGAUCUCAAAGUCGUCGCUACGGUACCCGAUCUCUAUCCACUGUUAGUUGAUCCAUUAAACGCCAUUCCCAGCUUACUCGAGUUGCUCGCCCAUCAAAAUACAGACAUAAGCGUUGCAGUAAUUGAUUUACUUCAAGAACUGACAGAUGUUGACAUUUUACAUGAAAGUUUGGAAGGAGCCGAAGUGUUGAUCAAUUGUUUACGUAAACAACAGAUAUGCGCACUUUUAGUGCAAAUUUUGGAUCGACUUGAUGAACAUGUCCGUGAAGAAUCCGACGGGGUUCAUAAUUCAUUGGCAAUAUUCGAAAAUUUGUCCGAAAUUCAUCCAUCGAUUUGUAAGGAGGCCGCCAGUCAAGGUUUACUGCAGUGGCUGGUAAAGCGGUUGAAGCAGAAGGGCCAGUUCAAUCCAAAUAAAUUGUACUGCAGCGAAAUCUUGUCGAUUUUAGUUCAAGAUGACGAUGAGAUUCGCUUACAACUGGGAGCACUAGAUGGAAUCGAUGUGCUUUUGCAGCAGUUGGCCGCCUACAAGAGACACGAUCCAACUUCAACCGAAGAGCAAGAGUACAUGGAAAAUCUAUUCAAUUGUUUAUGUUCAAGUUUAAUGGCCAAAGAAAACCGUGAUCGAUUUUUAAAAGGUGAAGGACUUCAGCUCAUGAAUUUAAUGUUGCGAGAGAAGAAAUUAUCACGAAAUGGUUCACUCAAAGUGCUCGAUCAUGCAAUGUCUGGCCCAGAUGGCAAAGAAAAUUGCAAUAAAUUUGUUGAUAUUUUGGGACUGCGCACCAUUUUCCCACUAUUCAUGAACACACCUAAGAAAAGUAAGAAGCGAGUUAUCAGCCGUGAAUCGCACGAGGAACAUGUUCUAUCUAUCAUUGCUAGUAUGCUUCGAAAUUGUAAAGGAUCACAGCGUCAACGUUUGUUGUCGAAAUUCACGGAGAAUGAAUUCGAAAAAGUUGAACGUCUGCUUGAAUUGCACUUGAAGUAUUUGGACAAGGUCGAUGCUAUUGAUGCUGAAAUCGAUGAAGAUAACGAAGAAGAUGAAAUCUAUUUGAAGCGUCUGUCAGGAGGUUUGUUCACACUACAAUUGAUUGAUUAUAUAAUACUGGAGAUUUCCGCAACAUCUGAAUCCAUCAAACAACACGUGGUUAAAAUUUUAAACCUAAGAAAAGCAUCCAUGAAGCGCAUUCGUCAUAUUAUGCGAGAAUAUGCCGGAAAUCUGGGUGACACGGAAGACAACGAAUGGCGCGACCAAGAGCAACAACACAUCAUUCAACUCGUUGAUCGUUUCUAAAAUGAGUGAACUUAAACUGUGUCACCCAGUUAAAAUCAUUCAUCCAUUGUAACACUAUAAAUAAAUAAAGAUCAGAAAAAUCCAACCAAAAGGUUCGAAUUCAUUACGAUAAA